Messenger RNA from Aspergillus steynii IBT 23096, 1899 nucleotides. RefSeq names its product putative hydrolase. Lineage: Eukaryota; Fungi; Ascomycota; Eurotiomycetes; Eurotiales; Aspergillaceae. Gene Ontology annotation, biological process: carbohydrate metabolic process. The record is from RefSeq and is a predicted model, not a curated record. The transcript has 8 exons. Gene Ontology annotation, molecular function: hydrolase activity, hydrolyzing O-glycosyl compounds. The coding region runs from base 1 to 1899 and encodes 632 amino acids.
AUGCAUUGGUUUGCUACCUCUUUGUUUUCUUUGGGCUUGGCCGUUUGUGCGUCGGCUCAGAAUUCCACCACCGUGCCUUAUGAACUAAAAACGCCUCCUCUCGAUACUCCCUGGACGGAGAAAGUUGGCACCGAACCCUGGCCAGAGUAUCCACGCCCGCAGUUGCAACGACCCAAAUGGCAGAAUCUGAAUGGUCUGUGGCAGUAUCGGAGAGCUGAGAAUGUGGAUGCUGUCGACAGCCCUCCUUUUGGGCAGGCCCUCUCUAAUGAGGUCCUGAUUCCUUCCUGCUUGGAGAGUGCUCUUUCUGGCAUCCAAGGUAAAGAUACCUUCUACUCCUGGUUCACCAGGAAGUUCACCGUGCCCGAGUCCUGGAGCAACGAGCAUGUGCUGCUACAUUUUGGUGCCGUUGAUUACGAAGCUACCGUCUUCGUCAAUGGCAAGCAGGCGGGUUUCCAUCGUGGUGGAUACUUCCAUUUCUCCGUCGACAUCACUGCCCAGGUCAAGUUUGACGGUGAGAAUGAACUCUUGGUAUUUGUGCACGAUCCCACCGACCAGGCAGGCCACGUCAUCCCUAUGGGCAAACAGACCCUCAACCCCUCGCACAUCUUCUACACCCCUUGCAGCGGGAUCUGGCAGAGUGUUUGGAUUGAGCCCGCGCCGGCAAAUCACAUUGUUCGGCUGGAUCUGGAGGCGAAUAUGGACGGUCAAGUCAACGUCACCGUACACAGUGCCACCGGCAACGGCACCGCCGUUAAGAUCGCCGUGCAUGAGGAUGACGGUGACCUGACCUUCCACGACGGCACCUCCGACAAACCGUUCCAAUUCGAGGUGGGCGAGGUCGACCUGUGGAGUCCGGACUCGCCGACUUUGUAUAACGUCACCGUGCGCAUGGGCAACGACGAGAUCACCAGCUACACGGGCUUCCGUACUAUCUCCAAGGGUAAGGUCGAUGGUGUCUGGCGGCCGCUUCUGAACGGUGAGUUCACGUUCAUGUUCGGCACUCUCGACCAGGGAUACUGGCCGGACGGACUGUACACUCCUCCGACCCGGGAGGCGAUGGUAUACGAUUUGAAGGUGUUGAAAGACCUCGGCUUCAAUAUGCUGCGGAAGCACAUCAAAAUUGAGUCCGACCUGUUCUACCGGGCGUGUGAUGAGAUUGGUAUCCUGGUGAUCCAGGACAUGCCCUCUCCCCGUCCUCUGCAGUCGAGCACCGACGCCGCCUGCCAGAGCGUCACUAUUCUUCCUUACGGGGCAGCUCAGCAGGAAUUUGCCCGGCAGUUAGACCUGAUGGUGAACCAAUUCAAGAGCCAUCCUAGCAUUGUCACAUGGGUCAUUUACAACGAGGGUUGGGGACAGCUCAUCGAGGGAUACCCUGAGUUUGCCCUCACCGAGCGAGUCAAGCAGUUGGAUCCAAGCCGCCUCGUCAUUGCCACCUCGGGCUGGAUUGAUCACGGUGCUGGCGAUUUCAGCGACAACCAUCACUAUGCCAACCCUCAAUGCGGAACCCCCUUCUAUUCCCUGCAGUCUCCCCCUUAUGAUCCCAGUCGUAUCGCCAUCCAGGGAGAGUUCGGCGGUAUCGGUCAUAACGUUUCUAUUGAGAACCUUUGGAACAACCAAAAAGCGAUCAAUGCCAUCAAUGAGACGUACGAGAUUGACGAGACGAUCGACGCGUGGAACUACCGCAGCCACAUUCUGCUAUCCGAAUUGCAGGAUCAAGUUCGCCGAUUCGACUGCAGUGGGGGCGUGUGGACGCAGACCACCGACGUCGAGGGCGAAGUCAACGGCCUGAUGACCUACGACCGCCGCCUCAAGCGUGUAGACGAGGAACAGUGGAAGGACGACAUUCAAGGGCUCUAUGAUGCCGCUGAGAACCGGAGAAACGCAUCCAUGACUGCGUAG